UUUUGCACUUUACCAAAACCGAAAAAACAACAACAAAUUCAUUUUAUUUCUCUUACUUCCCAGGGUUUCAUCUUCUACUACGAUAUUUUUGAUCUCUCGCACCCAUUUGCCUGAAAGCAAGCAAUGACAACCUCUUUCCCUCGCUUGCUCUCUACCACCGCAUCCAACCCUACUCUCUUCCGCACCGGAUCCGACCACCUGACUCGUUCUGUUUCCAACUCAGUCACGCGACUCCUCUUCUCCUCCUCCUCCUCGACUCACCACCACAACGAGAAGGAACAAACACAGACACCGAAGCCAGAAUCUCUCCACGACGACGAUAAACAAAGCCAAAAGGAAGAAGAAGAAGAAGAAGAAGAUAAUGAUGAUGAUAUUGAUAUGAACAAAGAAACAGGUGAGGUCGGUGGGCCUAAAGGGCCUGAGCCCACUAGGUAUGGCGAUUGGGAACGCAAUGGUCGCUGCUCUGAUUUUUGAUUUAUUGCUUACUACUUUACAAUAACCAAUACCAUAACAUAAUAAAGUUGUAAGUCAUAAAUUGUGUACGUAUUUCUCAUUCAAAUUUUUAAGAAUCACUGCGUAUUCUCUUGGUUCUUUAUUGCUUAUAUGUAUGAAACUGAGGUUGGGUGAAGUUGAACAGAUCAACCCUAUGAUUCUUGAGGAAUGUUCAGCUAAGUGAAAAUUUGCUUUAUUUAUUUUUUAAUAAACCCUCAAUUUCGUCCCUGAA
Molecule: messenger RNA, 724 nt
Organism: Medicago truncatula (barrel medic)
Lineage: Eukaryota; Viridiplantae; Streptophyta; Magnoliopsida; Fabales; Fabaceae
Product: succinate dehydrogenase assembly factor 4, mitochondrial
Exons: 1
Coding region: 124-474 (116 amino acids)
Biological process (GO): mitochondrial respiratory chain complex II assembly
Cellular component (GO): mitochondrion
Source: RefSeq, a predicted model, not a curated record